This is a messenger RNA of Staurois parvus, 3204 nucleotides long. The record is from the annotation of a GenBank genome assembly. NCBI's taxonomy places the organism in Eukaryota, Metazoa, Chordata, Amphibia, Anura, Ranidae.
AUGUAUUGCUGUAGUGCACAAGAAAGUAAGAUGGACUACAAGAGGCGUUUCUUGCUUGGCGGGUCCAAGCAGAAGGUGCAGCAACACCAGCAGUACCAAAUGCCCGAGCUCAGCCGGACUCUGAGCGCACCCUUGGCCUCAACCACCCCUUUAGUGUCCUCGGCUAAUGCGGGCAGCUGCCCCCAUCCUGGUGCCCACACUACCCCCAUUGCGGACAUCCAGCAGGGUAUCUCAAAGUAUUUGGACGCGCUCAACGUCUUCUGCCGCGCCAGCACUUUCCUCACGGACCUUUUCAGCAGUGUUUUCCAAAAUUCGCACUACUCGAAGGCAGCUAUGCAACUCAAAGACGUGCAGGAACAUGUCAUGGAGGCUGCAAGUCGACUCACUGCAGCAAUAAAACCAGAGAUCGCAAAAAUGCUGAUGGAGCUGAGUGCUGGGGCUGCCAACUUUAAAGACCAGAAUGAGUUCAGUCUGCAGGACAUAGAGGUGCUUGGCCGCUGUUUCUUGACUGUGAUGCAGGUUCAUUUUCAGUUCUUGUCCCAGGCUUUACAGAAGGUGCAGCCUGUGGCACACGCAUGUUUUGCGGAAGCGAUGGCACAGGAGCGCAAGAACUCUCCCGGGUCCAGUGACAUGAGCCCCACCAGGGAGCUGGAGGAUGCCGUGAGGAGUUGGAGAGGAGCUACUGAGGCCACCUGCCGGCUGCGGGAGAGAGGAUGCGAUGGCUGCUUGGCGGGGUUAGAGGUCCAACAGCUCUUCUGUUCUCAGAGCCUGGCCAUUCCAGAGCAUCACCUCAAGGAACUGAACAUGAAGAUUGACAGUACCUUACAGGCGUACAAAAUAGCGCUGGAAAGUUUGGGUCACUGUGAAUAUGCAAUGAAGGCCGGGUUCCACCUCAAUCCCAAGGCUAUUGAAGACUGCCUGAAGGGCUGCUGUAGCGAUGCAGAGGCACAACAAGCAGGAAGGAGGCAGACUCCACCGCAGCCAAUCCAGUGUGAGCUCCCAACCAUGCCAGUUCAGAUUGGCUCCCACUUCCUGAAGGGAACCUCAUUUAAUGAGUCCGCCGCUGAUAACCUGAAGCUGAAAACGCAUACAAUGCUGCAGCUGAUAAAGGAAGCCGAUGGACAUAAUGGGAUGACUGACAGAGAUGAAACGGCAGUGACAGAAAUUCUCAAUCAAGUGUGUCCUUCCACAUGGCGGGGGGCGUGUAAAACUGCAGUGCAGUUGCUGUUCGGCCAGGCUGGUCUGGUGGUCGUUGACACAGCACAGAUUGAGAAUAAGGAAGCGUAUGCACCACAAAUCAGUCUGGAAGGGUCAAGGGUUAUUGUGCAAGUUCCAUCUACCUGGUGUCUGAAGGAGGACCCAGCGACCAUGUCUCUCUUACAGAGAAGCCUGGACCCAGAGAAAACCCUGGGACUGGUGGAUGUUCUGUACACCGCAGUCUUUGAUAUCACUCGGUGGAAGGAGGGACGCGAGCAAGCUUUGCCAAUCAUCCAGAUUCAGCUACAGCGGGACACCUCCGACUUUGGAAACCAGAUUGACCUCCCGCAUGGGAAUUGCAGCAAGUCAUCUGGAGGCCUGCAAAAGACUUUUUCAAAACUGACUUCAAGGUUCACUAAGAAAGUCUCCUGCGGUGGUUCUGGCCACAGCGGGAGCUAUUCUGUCCCCCAGACCCCCUCCAAACACGUCUUAACCACUAGCAACUCCGAAGAGAAGGUGAAACUCCCCAAUCACACGGAUUCCAAGUUACAGAGCAUGCUGACCAUUGGCAGCUUCUCCAGGUCCAUGGACACUCCCCACUCCACCCAGAACACAAACAGCCAGCUGGUCAACGGAUUCCUUGUGGAGCGCAGAGAGGACUUGUUCAAAGGAGAAGAACAAAAGGAUGAGAAAGGAAUGAACUUGCCCUCUGACCAGGAAAUGCAGGACGUCAUCGAUUUCCUCUCUGGUUUUAACAUGGGAAAGUCACAGCAGACUUCCCCUGUGGUCAAGAGGAGAAACUCCACCACCGCAUCUGUUGUGUCUGAGCAAAAACAAGGAACUGUAAAACCACCGGCACAACCAGCUAUCCACCCUCCUGUUCACCCUCCUCAGCAGCAGCAGCAGCAAACCCAACCUCAGCAGCAGCAGGGACUGCUACAACAGCCACCGCCACUGCAGCUGUCACAGAAACAACAAUUGCAGUAUUAUCCGCACUUGUUCCAACCAAUCGGGCCGCAGCAGCAGCAACAGUCUCAACAUCCACCAGGAAAAUGGCUGAACAGCUCCAACCAACCAUCCUCACAAGCGGUGGGGAGCGGCCUGUCUCCUAUUGGUCAGAUGAACCAGUGGAGCAGCCAGGGGGUCUCUGAUCUCAGUUCAGACUUGUACAGCAUGGGACUGGUCAGCAGUUUCAUGGACAACAUGAUGUCUGAGAUGCUGGGACAAAAAUCGCAAGGACCUCGAAAUAACACCUGGCCAAACCGGGACCAGAGCGAAGGGGUGUUCGGGAUAUUGGGAGAUAUGCUGCCUUUUGAUCCAGCAGUUGGCUCAGACCCGGAAUUUGCCCGGUAUGUGGCCGGGGUCAACCAAGCUAUGCAACAAAAACGGCAAGCGCAGCAUGUCCGUCGUCCGAGCACCACACGUAGCAACUGGCCCCAUCCUGAGGAUUCGCACAGAACGUGGCCCUUCCCGGAAUAUUACACCGAGGGAAAACUUAAAGCAGCUGCUGAAACGGGUGCUCAGGGCGAUUCUGGAUUUAGUUCCAGUCCAAAGAGCCAGUACGAGAUCCCCUCAUCCUGCAAUGGUGGAGACAGUCAUUCUCUAUGUUCUCAUUCAGAAAACACAGCAGUGGUGAACAAGAAUGCAAACACAUUUUUACCGUCCACCUCACCUCUCCUAUCACGUACAGUAGACGAUCUCAACCAGGAAAACAAAACCAAAACAUGGCCGCCUAAAGCUCCUUGGCAGCACUCCUCCCCUCUCUCCAAUACACUGCCCAACCAGAGCUCCUCUUUGUACCACAUGACAAAUCCCGUGAGCCAAUGGAACGACACAAUGCAGAUACUCCAGUCACCCGUCUGGUCCACCGCCAACGACUGCGCGCCUCCCGCCGGCAUCUCCUCGACCUUUGCGUACGCACAGCAGCCGUCUCAGCAGACGAACAAGGGCUUUAAAUCCUUCCAGAUGAAGCACGAGCGCAGACCCUCCUACCUGCACCAGUUCUGA